CCGGCGCUGCUGUCCCGUGGCCAGCUGGACACAAAACCACCAUCCGCAGCCUCUCACCCAGCCCGGAAAAACACUAAUGUGAGCCGCCUCGCCUUCGAUCCUUCGCGGAUUUCCCCCCCAGCAGCUGCGCGUUGGUGACACUGUAAGCGAAGUUGAGAUGAAUAAAGAGAUCAUGUCACGCGUGGUGAAGAAGAGGCUGGCGGACCCCAAGGUGGUCCAGUAUGUGUGGGCGGCCAUCGAGGUCGUCCGCAACCAGAAACAGAUCGCUAACAUGGACAGGAUCUCCAAGUACCUGAGCCGUGUGUUCAGCAUGCACCCCAAGGAGACCGCCAGGCAGCUGAGCUUGGCGGUGAAGGACGGCCUGGUGGUGGAGACCCUCACUGUCGGCUGCAAAGGCUCCAAGGCCGGCAUCGAGCAGGAGGGAUACUGGUUGCCCGGCGACGAGAUGGAUCCGCGAGCCGAGGGAAACAAGGAGUGGGAGGCGGAGAGCCACGACUGGUACUGCUUCGAGUGCCACCUGCCGGGCGACGUGCUGGCAUGUGACAACUGCUUCCGGGUUUAUCACCUGAAGUGUCUGUCGGAGGAGUUCAAGCCCCGAGACGCAGGCUCCCACUGGCAGUGCGUGGUGUGCAGGGCAUCACAGAGAGACAGGGAAAGAGACAGGCAAGAUGAAAGCAGUGGCCAGACAGGGACAAGCUCUGGACAUGCAGAUGAUCAGGGCAGUAAAAAGAAGAACCUGAACAAACAGGAGAUGAGUAAAUACCUGCGUUUCAUCGUGCAGCGAAUGAAGGAGAGGGCGGUGGACCUGAACAAGAAAGGCAAAGACACCAAACACCCCAUGUACAAACGCCUGAUCCACACGGCGCUGGAAGUGUCAAACAUCCAGGAGAAUCUGUCUGAAGGAAAGUAUAAAACCUUUGAGGAGUUCAAAGCCGAUGCUCAGCUGAUCGUUCACAACACAGCCAUCCUGUACGGAGUUCACAGCGACCAGGCGGAGAUCGCUCGGCUGCUCUUCAGCGACACGUGCCACGAGCUGAAUGAGCUGCUGUUGUGUAAGAACUGCUUCUACCUGUCCAACGCCCGGCCGGACAACUGGUUCUGUUACCCCUGUACCCCCAACCACGACUUGGUUUGGGCCAAGAUGAAAGGAUUCGGUUACUGGCCGGCCAAAGUCCUUCAGAGGGAUGAAAGCCAGGUGGACGUGCGCUUCUUCGGCCACCAGCACCAGAGAGCGUGGAUCCCAGCCGACAACAUCCAGGACAUCAAGGUGAGCGUCCAGCAGCUGCAGGUGAAGCGCAGCAGCGGCUGGAAGAAGGCCUGCGAGGAGCUGGAGGUGUACCAGCGCUUCCUGCGAGAGGGCCGCUUCUGGAAGACCAAGAUGGAGGAAACCACCAUGACCUCGCACCAGAACCAGAACCAGAACCAGAGUCCGCUGCAGGAGGGCAGCGGCAGGACGGACAGGCUGGAGAGGACGGACGAAGCAGAGUCCAGCAUCUCCUCCACCAGCAACGAGCAGGUCCGACAGCUCAAAGGCAGCACAGAGCCCAAAGCCAAGAAAAGCCGUCGCUCUCAAAAUGAAAUGGUGCAGCCCAAAGAAGAAGCCAGUCGCGUGCUGCCGUGCUCGUCCCUCCACCAGGACCCGGAGCCCGAGGUGGAGGCGGUGAGCUCCAGCCAGGAGAUCCCGGUGUCCUCGGCGCCGCCGCAGCCCGAGAGGCUGUCGGUGUCCACGCAGACCAAGAAGGCCGGCGGGGGGUCGCCGCGCACGCUGCACCGCGGCACGCAGACCAGCAGCGACGGCACCUGCCAGAACAUGUGCCACGAGAAGUACACCAAGGUCUUCAACGACGUCAAGGAGAUGAUGAAGGCCGACAACAAGCGUGAGACGGAGAGGGUGGUCCGGGAGGCCCUGGAGAAGCUGCGGGCCGAGAUGGAGGAGGAGAAGCGGCAGGCGGUGAGCAAGGCGGUGGCCGGAGCUCAGGCGGAGAUGGAGCGGAAGUGUAAGCAGGUGAAGGAGAAGUGCAAAGAGGAGCUGGUGGAGGAGGUGAAGAAGGUGGUGGCCCAAAACAAACAGCUGAUGUCCCAGACCAAGAAGAAGCAGUGGUGCUAUAACUGUGAGGAGGAGGCCAUGUAUCACUGCUGCUGGAACACCUCGUACUGCUCCAUCAAGUGUCAGCAGGAGCACUGGCACGCCGACCACAAACGGACCUGCCGCCGGAAGAGAUGAACAAGCCCCUCCCCCCCCACCCACCCCCUCUCUUUUUGACCUUACACGGCACGCCAUUGGCUCUCGCCCUCUCCUCCUCCUGUCAGUCAGUGUACAAAACAAACACACACACACACACACACACACAACUCGAGAACUUUGUUGACCCGGCGUUUUCAGCGUAAAAAGAGCGAUUUGUUACCUUUGUAUUUUGCUUUCUUAUUAUUUAAUAUACCCACUGUACUGAUUUCUAUAUUAUUAUUGUUGUUGUUGUUUUCCUCCUGAACAGAUAACAGCUCAAGAGUUCUGGUAUGAUUUUUGUAUCGUUUUCUUUUUUCUGAAGUGCUAACUGUUAUUUAAGAGCGUCGACUGAAGACAUUUUAUUACCCGAAUUUAUAAACAAAUGUUUCUCUAAAAGCAACAAAUACACAAACAACUCGAAGUACUAACCCGUCAUCAAACUAGGAAACCUGUCAAAACGUUGUGGGCGACGUGGCCCACGUGUUAGUAUAUUUUUGGGGGGGCGGCGUCGUGUCUCACCUUUUUAAUCGUUUCUACCUAAAAAGUCACUUAUUGGGAACAGGGUCAGAGCGCCGGCGCCAAGAACAAAGCCGCCAGAAUACGCUUUCCUUUAUUAUAAUUAUAUUACAACGCCUUUCUCUUUAAAGACUCAUUUUUAUGAAUUAGAUAUUAAAAGGAAAACGUUUUCCGUUGGUUCUUUGCACACCGAUGCCUGUGAUAUCGCCAAAAAAAUGAAGGUCCCCUUUUUUUUCCGUUUGAAGCUUCCUGAAAACACCUGGGGGGGGCGGUCGUCCCUCCCCCGCGUCCUGCUCCCACCUCAAACUGACACAGAUAUCUUUACAAGCGUCAGGAGGAAAGUAAUCAUUGUUGGGAUCCAUCCGAGUUGGACUUUUGGACGGUGAUUGCAGUCUGAGAAGGGAAAGAGCUCUCGCUCGAGUCACUUAUUGAUUAUUGAGACUAAAGAUCCCCUCUGACAGGCUUGUUUGUUGUUGUUGUUGCGAUGCACCUUUUGGCCACUGGAGGCAGACGUGCACCACCACCGUGGUCCAAACCGACACGGUUUCUCAAGUGACGUGUUUUCCUUUUAUAAAACCUGGUCUGUGCUCCGUGCUUUUUCUUUUUUCGCUCUCUUGCUCCCCACUAAGGCGACGUGCAUGUUGAUGGUUUCAUAGUUUUGUCCUCUUUUUGAAAAAAAGGUUUUCUUUUUCUUCCAUUACAAAAAAAGAUAAAAAGGGGUAAAAAAAAAAGAGGCGGAGCUCGCUGGUGUUUUAACGGGCGACGGCGGAUGGACCAAUAUAAAACAAUAUGCAAGAUGUGAACGAUCAAGUGGAACUUUUCUACGGCUUUGCCUGCACUCGCUGUUGAGUCUCGAUGGUGUGAAAAAAUACGGUGCUUGGAAUUGCUUUUUAUUUUUUAAAGUGGCGAUAAAAUCGCCGGCUUUUCAUUUUCCUUUUGGAGAAGUGAGACACUUUUAAAGUUUGUCCACUGCUUCGUCGGUGAUGACGGUUUCAGCUCCGUGUGCAGACGCCCCCCCACCCUCCCCUCAGACCCCUCCCACGCACAUUGCUGUUGAAUCAAUCUGUGCGUCUUUUUAACGUGUGACAAAUAAAAUACCGUAAAUUCUCAGAGUGGGCGGGACGUUUUUUUAUCCACUUCAACUAAACAAAGACCUAUUUUUUUAAUCAUCUUGCUUCUUUUUGCUGUAAAUGAAAGUUUAAAAGCUUCAUGUGCAAAUACCACAGGACAUCAAUACGUAGUAUUUGUACAAUGUGUACUACAUAUUAAUUGACCUGGUGAAAAGGUACAGUUACUCAGUGUUUUUCAAUGUACUCGUGUAUUUAUGUUGGACGUACCUUGUGAUCACUUCAUGCUGAUGUUUUUGUUUUGCAGAGAGGAAAUCUGAACGUUUUAUGCCGUCCGUGCAAACAAAUAACAUUCAAAGUGUGACUUUCUAACCCGACUGGCCAUUAACCUCAAUGUGAAACUCUUUCUUCAAAACUUAAGUCGGUCCGAGAUGUUCUUUGUUUCACGUUGGAGCUGAUCACUUUCAUUAUUGAUCGCUGCAUCUGGUUUGUUUUUAUUCGUGUGUUCACUGCUGGGUGCUCGCUUUGUCCACUCAACAGCAAAUAAUAUUCAGUUUUACAUUGAUAUAAAAUGGCAAAGUGCAAGUUUUGAGAAGCUGAAAAAUCUGAUAUUAAUAUCCUAAAGCGUUCCACUUUGAGAGAAUUUAGGGCCUUCAAAGCUUGUCACCUACUCGUCGCCAUAGCAACUCAUUUAAGUGUAUCACUUUAAGAUGUAACAUGUUGCUGUACAGUUUGACCUGUUCUCAUCCUUCAAAAGUUCUGUAGUCGUGGCCGAUGCACUACGUGUAAAUAAGCUCCUCCCUCCUCACACUUUAAAUGUAUUCACGAAUACUCGACCUGAUCUGGACGACUGUUGUUCUAGUUUUGUACAAUGUACAACCGUUACUCCGAGGCUUUUAAUCCCUUAUUUUAGAAGCAGAUUGAUCCGAACAUUUCAAGGCGUCGGAUGCAAAGCAUCAACUAACCUUGUUCUCUGCGAGGGGACGUUUGUUUUCACUGUUUUUAUAUUCGUCCAUCCAGAUGUAAAAAAACGAUUUCAGAGUGAAGAGUUUUUGAUGUCAUUCCAGUCUGUAUCUUGUUUUGUUUCUAAUCUGCAUGAGUAACGGCGUAUUAUUCCCUUUUCUUUUGUUUCUCCUCAUGUGAAAUAGAAAAAGACCUGGUUGUGCUCCCUCAGAGUAAAGCAAUAUGACAUCAUACGCGGCCCUCCCGCUCUUCUUACUCCAGAGUAUUGUAGUACAAAGUUCUCUAAGUAAGGAUUCGACUUUCCUCUCGUGGGUCUUCUGUCCAUAUGUAAACUAUUCAUUGUGGCUUAACAUUCUCUUUUUUUAACGCUUUAGCUAGCGAUAUGUAUAUAAAUAUAUAUAUGUGCUAACAUGGAGGAAAUAAAUGUAUCAACAAGUUA
Messenger RNA from Gasterosteus aculeatus aculeatus (three-spined stickleback), 5209 nucleotides. It is a transcript of the gene zmynd11, whose product is annotated as zinc finger, MYND-type containing 11. Gene Ontology annotation, molecular function: DNA binding; transcription corepressor activity. Gene Ontology annotation, cellular component: nucleus. NCBI's taxonomy places the organism in Eukaryota, Metazoa, Chordata, Actinopteri, Perciformes, Gasterosteidae. The record is from RefSeq and is a predicted model, not a curated record. Gene Ontology annotation, biological process: regulation of transcription elongation by RNA polymerase II; regulation of signal transduction.